Molecule: messenger RNA, 792 nt
Organism: Pseudocercospora fijiensis CIRAD86
Lineage: Eukaryota; Fungi; Ascomycota; Dothideomycetes; Mycosphaerellales; Mycosphaerellaceae
Exons: 1
Coding region: 1-792 (263 amino acids)
Molecular function (GO): protein heterodimerization activity
Source: RefSeq, a predicted model, not a curated record
AUGUCGCAAGCGCAAGACCUCCACCGCGCCCUCUUGCGACCAGCGAUCAUCCACACUCUUCGCGCCGCAGGCUUCCACAGCACCAAACCCUCCGUCCUCGACACUUUGGUCAACCUUGCUGAACGACAUCUGCUAUUACUCGCCCAGACUACAGCUCAACAUGCCUGGUCUUCUCACAAUGAUCCCGUCCCGACAAUCACAGACGUCCGCAUGGCUCUCUCAGACUGCGCUGUCCUGAUCCCUCUUACCUCGCCCUCAGAAGAAGGCUGGAAAGAGCGCAUGCGCAAACCACUCUCCGAAGUCGCAGACGUGCCUCAGGGUGGAGCGAAGCGGAUGCAAGCCGAGAAACGAAAACGCGAUGACGAAGACACGAAAGACGUGAGGGAGUUCACGAAAUGGUACGAUUCUCCACAGUAUCGCGAGAUCCAGAGAGUCGCAGGCUUGGAGAAGGACUUGAGUGUCGCGGGUGCUGCGCCGGUAGUUGGUGUUGGUGGAAGCGUGGUCAAAGAGGACGAUUUCUUUACGGCACUCAAGAAGAAGCAUGGUGGAAAGGUGGGUGGGGAUGAGAGGUUUCAAGGUACGGUGCUGGGACGGGCGGCAGAGGAUAGAGAAGUUGUGGUCGAGGGUGGGCCGGUGCAGAAGAUUCAUGAAUGGAGGCCUAGAUUGGAGGAAAGGAGUACGAAUAUUCAGGCCCAGCAGAAUGGCGUGAAGGAAGAGGAAGAGGGGAGUGCUGCGGUAUCGCCGGCGGAAGCGAAUGACACUGCGAUGCAAGAAGUUGAGGCGGCCGCAUGA